GAGGUGGGUGAGUGAUGCGACUCCAGAAACAGCAGGAACAGGACAGGAAGAAUAAUCUUAAAGGGAAAUCUCUGGGUUUCAUUCUGACAACUAUGGACCUUGGAUACAUUGAGCCAAAGAGACAAAGUUUCAGGCAACGAAGAACCUCCAAAUGAUUCUUAUCAUGACCUCUAUGUGCUAACGAUGAAAAGAAGAAGAUUGCAAGAUUACUUUGUUCCUCUUUCUGGGAGAAUGGAUGGAGAGCCCUUCACUUCCACUUUCUUCUCUUCUGGGAAUAUUCCCUUAGAAGCUGGCAUUACCCUGGAACAAAAAACAACCUUUGUCUUUGUGAUUUUGUUAUUUAUUUUCCUUGGCAUCCUCAUUGUUCGAUGUUUUCGAAUUCUCCUAGACCCCUACAGGAGUAUGCCAACCUCUAACUGGGCAGACAGACUGGAUGGACCAGAGAAAGGGCAAUUUGAUUAUGCUCUGGCUUAAAGCUAAGGAUGUCACAACUUUAUUGAGAAGCCUCUGACCUAUCAAAUACAUUUCUUGCACAGGCAAAACUCUUCUUUUUAAAAAAAUAGCUGUAAAGCAGGUGUGGGGAAUCUUUGGUAUUCCAGGUGUUGGUGAACAACAACUCCAAAGGAUGAUGGCUUGGCCAUUGGCCAUACUUGCUGGGCCUGAUGGGAGUUGUAGUUCAGCAACAUCUUGAAGGCCAAAGGUUCACCGUACCUGCUGUAAGGCAAGCUUUGCAUGCUUUGAUGAUAAACCAACCAUUUUCUCAAUGAAGAAAUUAGGUAAAAAAUUUCAUUUGCAAAGGUCAGCUUUAAAACAUAUAAGGUGGAAAUAUAGAUUUAGAUAUAGAGAAAGACAUAAUACACAAAAUAUCUUUGGGCUCAGACAGCACUUUGAUGUGCAGCUGCGGGAGACAGACUUAUUUCUAAAAAUAGGUGCCUCUUCUUUCCCUCUUCCCCCACACCUCCAAACCUUUCAUGAGCAUAUCCAUAUUUAAAUGCAAGCUUGAUUUUUGCGGUUUGUGUGUGGACAUUAGGUAAUGUUUUUUAAGCCUGGACAAAAAUGUCUUUCCAUUCCCAUUGUCCCUCUUACCAGACAGGUAAAAGUUUCUCACCAAUGUUAAUUAAAGAUUGAUAGCUUCAAGGCUAAUUUCAGUGGAAAAACUGCUCUCUCUUACAAUAUACUCUUGAUUACAAAACCAUGACUGAAAUCAUAGAUAUAAAUCAUGAGUGCCUUUCCUAGUGUGUAAAUAUAUAAUCUGCUUUAUUUCAAACACUGCUAGGUUGUUUUAGGUUUGUUUCAUGUUGGGUGAGCUGUAGCAAAUUUAGUAGAAUUGUGAGCCUUAAAAAAAUAAAAAUAAAUGCAUGUAUCUUCCCAGUAGUGCUAUCUGAGCAGGACUUAGGGGCAGACGUCCAGGGCUCCAUUCAGAGGAAUGAGCAGAUGGGUUCCCAAAUGCAGCAGGGUUUGCUUACCACAUUUUGAAGUACGUGAAGAAAUACAUGUUAUAAUAUGUAGAAAGGGAGGGGUGUAAAAUCAUUACCAUACUCCAGUUCUUUCUAUUAUGCAGUCUUUGGUAAAUGCUGUCCUUAUUUCAUUGUUAGGUGAGAUGUUGAAGAUGAAAACUCUACACUAGCAAAAUUUCAUAGAUCUCUGGAAGUUAAAUCAAUGAGAGAGAGGCAAAUAGUUCUUGACGCUUGGACCUAAAACGCCAGUGUCCUGCUUUCCUUAUGCAUGCAUAUGCCCUACUUACUUGUAUACUUAAUAUUGCUGAAUGUAUUUGAGUUUCACCUUUUCUAUAAUAAGUAUGACCAAGUUCUUUGCAAGAAUAGUCCUUAGCAAGUAACCAUGGUACCUGAUGUG
This is a messenger RNA of Rhineura floridana, 1854 nucleotides long. It is a transcript of the gene CTXN3, whose product is annotated as cortexin 3. The record is from RefSeq and is a predicted model, not a curated record. NCBI's taxonomy places the organism in Eukaryota, Metazoa, Chordata, Lepidosauria, Squamata, Rhineuridae. The transcript has 2 exons. The coding region runs from base 184 to 474 and encodes 96 amino acids.